UGCAUCCGGAAGUUGAUGUUAUGCUAACAGUCACAGGUCAAACGCUUUAUUUUGUAAGACAGAAGCGGAAGGUGUUGUGUUGCUCCUGGUGAUUAGUGUGCGGAGGAAGGGAUGUCUGUGGGAUUCGUGCUUUGAGUCACAGUAUUUCAAGUGGAGGAGACCAGCUUGCGGCUGAGGCGAUAAAUGAGCUGGUGAUGUGCAGCUGAGCUGGUCUUGUCUCCUUUUCCAUCCAUGGAUUUAUGGUGAGGGUGGGAUCUGAUGAAUGAGUGAGAAGAAAAACUCCUGUGGUCCACUUGCUGCACCACACGCUUCCCCAUGGAUUCGAGUAGUGAUGAGGCACUUGAUAUUAUUGUCACCAAUGUGGUGGCAACCUUUCGGACCAGGUGUCACCUUAACCUCCGUACCAUUGCCUUAGAGGGAUCAAAUGUCAUCUACAAGCCAGAAGUAGGGAAAGUCCUGAUGAAGCUUCGUAAGCCUAUGAUAACCGCUUCAAUCUGGUCCUCAGGGAAAAUCAUCUGCACUGGAGCAACAAGUGAGGAUGAGGCGAAGCUCGGUGCUCGCAGGUUAGCACGCUGUCUGCAGAAACUAGGUUUCAAGGUGAGGUUUUCAGCCUUCAGAGUUGUGAAUGUGCUGGCGGUGUGCUCCAUGCCGUUUGCAAUCCACCUCAUAGACUUCACAAAGAAUAACCGUCCCAUUGCCAGUUAUGAACCCGAGCUCCAUCCAGCUGCUACAUACAGGAUCAAAAAUCUAAAAGCUACUAUACAAGUUUUCUCGACUGGCAGCCUCACAGUUACAGGACCAAAUGUCCAGAAUGUGGCCACAGCAGUGGAGCAAGUCUACCCACUUCUGUUUGAGUGUCGGAAACCCCUCUGCAAGUGAAAAACAUUGCAAGAAGGCGAUGAAUCUAAUGAUGGAGUACUCGAGACUGAUGAAGCAGCACCUUAUCCUUGGAAUCGCUUUCUUGGUUUUAUCACUACGUGGCAACAGCCACAAAUGUCUGAACUAAUUCACAGGCUGAGCUUGGAUAUCACACUUCUAAUGUCCUAAGAUAUUUGUUAUUUUUUACCAAAUUUAACGUUGUUGUGAUCAUUUGAUUUUUGUUUUUUUAACAGCCUAAACCUGCAAAUGUCUUCCAAGUUUAAUAUCCUUCAGCAGAAACAUCUCCUCCACACCUAACAGUGAAGGAGGAAGUUAUUUGCUGUAGCUUAUUACUUGCUUUGGGUGUUUCUGCAUGGACACAUAAAGAUCAGUUUUGAACAGUGUAACUAUUUUAAAAUGGUAACUACUGCAAAACAUCAGUAUGUUAAAGACCAAGACACCUCAACUUUAAAUCUGUAAAUAAAAAGUUGUCCCAUUUUCCACUUUGGCUGGAAAAAAAAACUCCGUCCAAGGCUCUUUUAUAAAAGUCUUGCAAGUUACUCUGUAUUCCUCAUGUUGCUGAAAAACAGCAGGCUGAGAAGUGGCUUAUUAUGAGUGUACACAAUGUAAGAGCAGGUCAAUAUGCAGACACGCAUCCACUUACAUCUUAAACUCACCCCAGAUUUCCUUCGGUUGUCCUUUUACAAUAAGGCAAAUUUCAUUUCUUGUUGUUUCUUAUAAUAGUUUUUUUUUUUUUUUUAAUGGUGAACUUGGAGCAGUUUGCAAAAUAUGCUUGAUGUAUCUAAAUGUUUUGCAAUGUUGUAAAAUCUUCAAGAAUAUUUUCUUUUUUAAGUGACAAGUAGUUAUGGUGUUCACUAAACACAACCACUGUUUAGUCAACAUUAAAAAGGAGCUUUUUUUUUUAUUAGCAGAGGAUUAACAAGUUCUUGAAACACUGUCCAGAAUUGCCAGUAUACACACAAACAAAGUAGUAAAAACUUAACAUGAAAAAGUAACUCAUAAUUACAAAAGCAGCCACUCUGUGGAGUCGUACAAAGUCGUAUGGCAGAACUAACACUUGUCAAAAGGUUUUGUAAUACAUUCAUGUGAAUUUUUGCAGCAACGUAAGAGUGUUCAGAGAGGUAUAAAGGCAACACAUCGGUAUGUAUAUAAUAAAUGCAUCUGACAGGAAAAAUGCUGAAUAAAAGCUUAGACAUGCUG
Molecule: messenger RNA, 2079 nt
Organism: Archocentrus centrarchus (flier cichlid)
Lineage: Eukaryota; Metazoa; Chordata; Actinopteri; Cichliformes; Cichlidae
Gene: tbpl1
Product: TBP-like 1
Exons: 8
Coding region: 316-879 (187 amino acids)
Biological process (GO): DNA-templated transcription initiation
Molecular function (GO): DNA binding
Source: RefSeq, a predicted model, not a curated record